Molecule: messenger RNA, 2514 nt
Organism: Colletes gigas
Lineage: Eukaryota; Metazoa; Arthropoda; Insecta; Hymenoptera; Colletidae
Product: sodium-independent sulfate anion transporter-like
Exons: 11
Coding region: 556-2514 (652 amino acids)
Biological process (GO): transmembrane transport
Cellular component (GO): membrane
Molecular function (GO): sulfate transmembrane transporter activity
Source: RefSeq, a predicted model, not a curated record
AUUUAUUUAUACAAUAAACAGUUAAUAUUAAUAACAGAUGAAAAUGGUACGUUUCAUUGUUAAUUAUGUAUAUUACGUAAUAUCGUACAUUGAUUUUAAUUGUCGUUGAUCAAUGUUCCAGCUUCGUACAAUCACGUUCAAUCUGAUCCGAAGUGCUUCAAAUCCAUCGCUACCUGGAAAAACAAACAUAUCUUGAAACGUUCGAUGCAAUUUCGUUUAUUUAACACCAUUAAACGUUUGCGGAGGUGCAGUUUGAUAGCAACGAAUUCCAGUGAUUGAGCGUUCUCUGUUGCUGGCGCCAAACGUUUGCUCCGAGCUUUGGGAGGAGACACGAUCAAGCGAUAACGAUUUCGAGCCCGUGAAAAUAUGUUGAUAGGCGGAUAGAACCGCAUUUGUGUGUUGCAGUACAUGGAUAUAGUACGGCAACGUGUUGAUAUCAGUGCGCGAUAUAGUUUCACGUGCUCGACGGUACUAAUUGUUUCCGUAAUUUUGGUUAACAUCAUCGAGGACGUAUCGUGAUUGUUUGUCUAAAACACUGUAUUCAAUUUCAAAGGUAUGUCAGUGUCUACGAAGAAUUCUGUUUCGUUGGAGGAACGCUCAUCGUCGACGAAAGAACAAAAUAAACGGAAUUUCUCAAUAGCGAAGUAUGUAACUGUAUUAAGUUGGUUGCCAAAGUAUACCCAGUUGGAUGCUAUUUCGGAUUUGGUUGCUGGAAUUUCUCUAGGAUUAACUUUAAUUCCACAAAGUAUCGCGUACGCUGCACUCGCAGGCUUAACGGCACAGUAUGGUCUCUAUUCUUGCUUCAUGGGCGCCUUUGUAUAUCUUAUUUUUGGAUCUAUUAAAGAAGUUUCGAUCGGACCCUCGUCCCUGAUGUCGCUCUUAACUUUAGAAUAUACUAGGAACAUGCCAGUGGACUUUAUCGUGCUAUUUACAUUUCUGGUUGGAUGUGUAGAGUUACUGAUGGGUGUACUACGUUUAGGAUUCUUAGUGGACUUUAUAUCCAUACCCGUUACAUCGGGUUUUACUUCAGCUACUUCGAUUAUUAUAAUCGUGGCUCAACUGCAAGGACUAUUAGGAUUGAAAUUUCGAGCGUCCAACGUCGCUGGCGAUCUAAUAAAAAUAGUUAAGAACGUUCAAGACGUUCGUAUACCGGACCUGACUCUUGGCCUUUGCAGCAUCGCUUUCCUUCUCACGUUCAGAAAACUAAAAGAUACGGAUUGUUGUUUUGCGAAAAACAAAAGGAACAAAAAUGAGAAAAUGGUCGUUUUAAAGAAGAUCUUGUGGUUUUGUUCUAUUGGUCGCAAUGCUUUGGUUAUUCUGAUAACCUCCACGAUAGCUUUCUACCUAAAGAAAUCAGGAUCGACUCCAUUUAUUCUUUCAGGAAGAAUAGAAUCGGGACUUCCGAAGCUGUCUUUGCCGCCAUUUUCGUCUCAGGCGGGAAAUGAAACUUACACUUUCGUAGAUAUGUGUUAUCAUUAUGGGGCUGGGAUAAUCGUAUUGCCUCUCGUGUCGGUGUUAGCGAACAUAGCUAUCGCCAAAGCAUUUGCGAGCGGUAAAACCCUAAAUGCUACGCAGGAGAUGCUAACACUCGGCUUGUGCAAUAUACUUGGAAGCUUCUUUUCAGCUAUGCCAAGUACCGGAGCGUUCACUAGAAGUGCCGUAGUUUCCGCCAGCGGUGUUCGAACACCUAUGGCUGGCAUAUAUGUUGGUAUUAUGUCGUUAUUGGCGUUAAGUUUUUUGACGCCGUACUUUUAUUACAUUCCACGCGCUACGCUUGCAGCUGUAUUGAUAAGCGCAGUUGUCUUCAUGGUUGAUUUGAAGAUAGUAAAACUACUCUGGAAUGGAUGCAAAAAGGAUUCGGUUGCAGCGAUAGUUACAUUCUUAGUUAGUAUUGUUUGCAGCGUGGAAAUAGGACUUUUGACCGGUGCCCUAUUUAAUGUAAUUUUUCUCCUUCGAGCGACUGCAAGGCCAAACAUCGAAGUAAUUCGAUGCAAGACACAACUUGGGAACAAAUAUAUAAUGCUAAAACCAGACGAUGGGCUUCUUUACCCUGCUGCGAACUAUUUCUGCAAUACAGUCAUCGAAAUUGUUGAAAAAUACGAUGGAAAUAACGCACUGUUCGUUAUCAAUUGCGAAAAGAUACGAAAUAUUGAUUACACAGCAAUAAGGGGGAUCGAGGUGUUGUCAAAAAAUAUGAACGCAGAAAGGAAGAAACUGUGCUUUCUCCAUGUUAAUUCCGAAAUAUUUCAAAGUAUUCAAACUCUUGGUAAUGAUAAAUACUUUUACUUCAUCGACGCAGAAGAUAAAAUAUCAUGCACGUUUCAUGGCGGUAUUUUGACAAAUGAUGAAGAGGAAGCGAAAGACGGGCUCUUGGAAAACGUGGUGGAAAAUGAAACGAUUGCGGCUAUGCAUGAUAAGAAAUGUUCAGAGACACAUAAAAAAAUUGUAACAAAUACCGACAACAAUACCGAAGAAAUUGCAUUGAUGUCACCGUUAUCGUCGAAAGCAAAAUAA